AUGGCUGCUCAGGACAAAUAUUGCUUCGAAAGAGAUAAGAAAGAAUCGGAGAGGCUGGAUGCACAGCACCACGUGCUCGUCCGAACCAGCGGGAAUACCCUCAUUCAUCCUUCAAUUCCAGUCGAAGACAUCCGUUCUGUUGCAGAUAUAGCUACUGGGACUGGCAUUUGGCUGCGAGAUCUGAAGAAAUCGCUGGAUACACCUCAAGUCGAUCGCUACUACCAUGGAUUCGAUAUCUCAUCCGAGCAAUUUCCUGAGAACCCAGGAACGAUCCAAUUCAGUGUUCAAGAUCUGACUGUCCCAUUCCCUCAAGAACAUUGGGGACGAUAUGACUUGGUACAUGUUCGUCUUCUAGUCGCUGCUCUUGAGGAACCUGACUACAAAGCUGCGAUCGCAAAUAUCUCCAAAAUAUUGAAGCGCGGAGGUUACCUCCAAUGGGAAGAAAUCGACGCUGAAACCUACCUCACAAAAGGCUAUCCGGUGCUCAGUGAGCUUUAUCGCUGUUUUGACUAUGGACUUACAGCCGAGGGCAAAUGCUUUCGGGCUUCAGCUAAGAUAUAUGAAGAGACUCGGGCAGCUGGAUUCGUGGGUGUAGAGCGACUGUGCUAUGGUUCACACAAGAUUUCUGAUCUGCGCUAUGAUGUCGAGGAGAGACUUACUGCGAUCAUCAGAACACUUUAUGCUUUCCUUUUGCUGAGAUCUAAGCAGGUCGAUACCGCAGAGGUCGCAUCGCAAGAGGCAGAGAAACUUGCUGAAAAGCAUCGGCGUCAGUGCGCGGAGGGAAAUUCCCCGCCCCUGAAGUUAAUGAGGGUUGUGGGUCAAAAGCCUUUGUAUCGGCCAUCGCUGUAGGCGAGGGUAGAGGUUGGUGUGUUGGUCGUUGCUAGUAUCUUGUGAUUAAACCUCUUGCUGGUACUUCUCAUUAUGUGCCUCUCUCUUUCGAUGACCUCGACUUAGAAUGAGCAAAAUAUGGUCUUCGUUUGGGAGGGAGAGUAGAUCUAUGAACUGUAAGUACCAGACAGGAUCGACUCGAUCAGAAUUCAUACAUCAUUAGUAUGAAGUACAGAAAAGCAGAUUAUGCGAGGCAUCAAGUGCAGGAUUAUCAUCGGAUUUGCCUACUUCACCUACUUAACAUCCCUGUUUGAUGGCUGCGGUGGAGAGCAGGGCACCGUGGCAGACCUGCUCACAGUUGAGGAGAAAGUAUUAUUACACCUAUAGCGUGCAUAGUUACAUUGCAUAAUUCAAUUGACUAAUGCUGAAGGAAUGCAAAAGG
This is a messenger RNA of Aspergillus piperis CBS 112811, 1270 nucleotides long. RefSeq names its product putative LaeA-like methyltransferase. The transcript has 4 exons. Bases 1 to 849 code for a protein of 282 amino acids. Lineage: Eukaryota; Fungi; Ascomycota; Eurotiomycetes; Eurotiales; Aspergillaceae. The record is from RefSeq and is a predicted model, not a curated record.